CUUCAAGGCCCGUCUCCUUCUUGUCUUUGUUUGAAAGUAGGAUAUAUACCGUAGUCAUGCACGCAAUGCACAGCGUACAACGUGUGAUUUUUUGUUUAUAUAUGAGGAUGGUGUCUCUUCUGAAUGUAUGUGUGAUCAAGCAACAUCUUGGUUUCACGGUUGGCGUGCCGGCAAGUUUGUUUGAACUUGGUCCAUCGUACAGCCGUGAAGACUUAUGUGUGUAGUAUAGAUCCCUUUCAUCUUUGAUUGAUUUUCUUUUAUGUAACCUAUGCCAAUAAUUUCCUCACGAAUUUCGCUCGGCAAGUUCUUAUAUGAGAAUGGCCUGUCGUACAACCGUUGAGAUCAGAAAGUAUAGCAUAUAUGUUUACAACAUGAUUUCUUCUUUUUUUUCGCUUGGUCAGUCAUACAAGUGCAGAGAUGAUUACAAGUGCCAUGUAUAUUUAUUAUGCCAGCAAUGUGUUUUUCUCACGGUGGGCUUCCCGGCGAGUCCCUAUGUGGGCUUGGUCCGUCGUACGACCGUGGAGAUGAUUAUAAGUGCCACAUAUAUAUUAUGUCGAAAAUUUAUUUUUCCCACGGUUGGCGUCCUGACAAGUUCCUAUGUGGGCUUGGUCCGUUGUACGACCGUGGAGGCAAUUAUUAGCGCCACAUAUAGAUUAUGUUGAAAAUAUAUUUUUCCUACGGUUGGCGUCCCGGCAAGUCCCUACGUGGGCUUGGUCCGUCGUACGACCGUGGAGACGAUUAUAAGCGUCACAUAUAUAUUAUUUCAAAAAUAUGUUCUCUUUUUUGCAACAAGCACAUCAUAACAUAUACAUCAUAUGCUUGGGUCUGAUGUCUUUUAUUUACUCGAGUGUUUCCUUUUUUGUUUUACAGGGAAAGUAUUUAAAUUGUUGGCUGAAGAUAGUUGCUAAUAAAGCUAGGUAACCCACGGUGAUGUUCCCUUUUUUUUUUUAACUAGGCAUUUCUUUUACACAUACACAUACCGUCAUAUUCAUUUUAUGCCUUUUUGCAUAUAGAUGGCGCAUGGUGAAGGGUCUGUUCCUUCCAAUGAACUAUCAAUUUGUCAGUUAGCUGAGCGGCAUCUAUAUGAGCCUAAUACUAGUGAAGAGGUCAACCCAGUGAUCAGACAGCAGGUGCUCGCACAUGCGGAUUUGACGCGCCAUCCUCGUGGUUGGAAUGUGGGGUCUACCCUUAGUGACUAUUCUUUUCAUCCACUAGCACCUUAUCCUAAACCUGAUCAUGAAGCCUACACCCUAGGGACAAGGAUGGUAGCAAAAGGUCUAGGUUGGGAUGGUCACACAACCGAGUAUGUUCCGCAACCCAAAGGCUAUGUUGAGUGGGGCAUCUCUAUAUUGAAUAACCACUCGUUUUGUUUGAAAGGAGAAGCGGAGAACACCGAUUACAUAUAUGGGGCCAUUUAUUGCUCCCUCGGUGAAUAUGAAGUUUCAGAUUCGUUACUGAGGUCACUACUGGAACGAUGGGAUCUAGAAACAAAUACUUUUCUUUUUUCAUCUGGUGAACGCACCGUGACUCUGCUUGACAUGCUUCUAAUGUCGGGUCUUCCUUCAGUUGGAGAUCCAUACGAGGAAUAUGUUCCCUCUAUAGAUGACCUAGAACCUUCAAAGCUUAUGUUCCCAAAUUUCUUAUCCGGCCUUUUAGAAGAAUUCUAUCAGCUCAGCCGCGAAAAUGGAAGUGUGACUUUUCAAGUCUGGUGUGACCAUUUCCAUAACAAACGCGAACGCACUUCAUCUUUCACCUCCCUUCGGGAACAACACAUGUACAUUGCGGCUUUUAUAGCCCACUGGCUUUGCUCUCACGUGGUUGUCGGUGGGGGGCCUUAUAUUCGUCCCGGUGUCCUUCUUAUGGCCUCUUGAAUCGUUUCGGGACGCAAGAUCUCUUUGGCUCCCUCAGCACUUUGUUCAUUGUAUUAUUCUCUUCGAAGGAUCAGUAUGCACCCCAUUGCUCCCUCUUAUGAGAUAAGAAUUUGGCCAGUGCAUUAUAUCGCGGGGUGGAUGGGUCUUUAUCUAAGAAAACCAUUUAAGGACAAAGUGAAAGGGAAACAUCUUCCAGAUGUUAAGCAAUUGCUGAUGCAACCAACCAUGGUUAAAACUAUGUUUCGGGUUCCCACAACUUUCAGUCCUGCUAAGGCACGCAUUUUCCUUGAUGACCGAGCCAAUAUUUUGUGGAAUCCUUAUACUCAAAACAACUUAGUCGGGGUGGAUCAGUUGCAAAGGUCCUUCACCAUUUCUUCACAUCGGGGUAUGCUUCCAUGGAGGCGUGCUACUGAUGUUGAUGAUCUUUGCAUAGCGGAGCCAUAUCAUCCUGAUCGAGUUGCACGACAACUUACUUUGAGACAACAAGUGCCCUAUGCUCCGUUGAUCAGCGUGUACACAAAGGAGGAUACUGGCAUUGCAUAUGCGUAUUGGUCGCAUUUGUUAUGCUCGGACCAAGGAGAGUUCCAGUACCUUCUUAAUGAUGCGCAUGAGGCAUUUUCUUCUGUGGCCUGGAACAAGUGGUGGGUGGGAUUUAUGAAACCAUUUAACAACAUAUUCAAUACUCUUCGUCCGGGCAAAUGGUCCGAAUUAUUAUCCGCGGAAACGUAAUUUUCUGAAACGCGGAGAGGAGUACAUAGUUCCUCGCAAGCUUUUAGAGAAUGAUUUUGUUGUUAUAAAGGAAGUCUCCGCCAGGGGUAAGGAGGAACAUAUUGCAGCCAUCAAAUUGAAUGGAAAGAGAAUUAUGGACCACUGGCGUCCCAUUUUGUGUGGCUUUCUCUCAAAUGAUGAACCUUUAAUUAACUCUAAAAAGAAGAAGCGAAAGGUUAAGGAUGCUGUCGCUACUCAACCCAUGAAAUCUAAAGAGCAAAGUGGCGUACCAAAGUCUGUUGUUGCAGUUGGUUCUUCCUCUGCUCAUCCAUUGCUAGUGGGUAGUGAUGAUCUUCCGGAAACUGCCCCGGCCACCGGCGGACAGAAGCGUAGAAAUUUAUCACCCACUCAUGCUGACGAGGAAGAGAGGCUCCCCCUCAAGCGCAAACUUGAUUUUUCCCAAGAAUAUGAUUUUUAUGAACCAAUAACAUUGGAUAGUCCGUCAUUAGAUGUUGAACUCAGUAGCUUUGUUAACGAUGAAGAUUUUGGCCAUGUUCUCACUGGAGAAAAGGACCAUGGCCUUGGUGACCUCUUCAAUUUAUCCGUCGAGGAUUAUACCAUUGGCGAGUGUGGCAUAAGUCGUCCAUUUUCCAGCCCGGGUGUGACUGAAGCUGUGCCCCAUACCCCUAGUGCUCUUAAUUUCUUGUCAACUUUACCUGGUUGCGACCAAGAAAUUCGCCACUCACAAGACCCUGAGGUGAUGGUUGUAUCAGGAAAAGGCGCACAGAUGGACUGCAGUUUCAUCAAGGACACGUUUAUGGAUGCUACAGAUUUCGUAGUGAAACGAGCCCUCGAAGGACUGAACGACUCUACCCUUGGUGAUCCCGAGGGACGCACCAUGCUUGAGAGCGUUUCUCAAAUGCUGCCCACGCAAGUGCCUGAGGUAGCUAAGGUGCAGGCCAUGUUGGUCGGGCUUAUUGACCUUAGUUGGAGGGUGGCCAGACUGAAUUCACGAAGGAAUCCGAGCGAGAUGAACAUGUUGUUGCUGAAGUAGAACUUAAGAUUAAGUCUGGCCAUGAGGUUUCCAAGGCCACAAUUGAGGACUUAUCUGACGUAGAAAAGAAGUGCACUGAAAUGGAGGCACGGGAAGCAGAGCUGAAGGCUCAUCUUGAAGAGGUUACUGCUACUUUGCACAGGCUUAAAUUGGAAAUGGAACAGCGCCGACAAGCACAUGAUGACCAUCAAUCUGAACAGAAGAAGUUGGUGAAGAGUCUACAGGAUACCAAUGCUGGCAAACGUACAAGGCUUGCUGAAUUUAAACAAAAGACAACAGAUUUAAAGACUGAAGCAAGUCAGUUGUUGAACAACCUGCAGAACUGGCGAGCUCCUUGAGAAGGCCUAGGCUUCGCUUAGUUUUUUUAUUUAGCCAUUUCAAUUCAUCAUUUCUCUUUAAAUCAUUUUAUGUUCAGUACUCAGUUUCACUUCAAAUGUAGCAGUACUUUGUUUAUUCACGUGGGAACUCCAAAUUUUAUGCAUGAUGUGCUAGUAUGCCAGCUUUGACGUUGAAGCAUCCUUAUUUAUUUACACUAUCGUUGUGUAUGGCCUGAAGCCUUAUUUAUUUUAUUCUAUUUGUUUAUUAUGUAAAUGCAUGUACGUACCAUUUUUUUGUACGACGGUUUAAGCUUAUGAAGUCUGGAGCCUGCUUGAUGUUUAUUUUUUUAUUACCCCUUUUUUUACAUCACAGUUUAUACUCGUAAGUCAUUGGAGUUUUCUGUUUGUGCCCCAAUUUAUACUCGUAGGGGUGUGGAGUAUUUUGGAUGAUCUUUUUUUUGGCAUCACAGUUUAUACUCGUAAGUUGUUGGGGUAUUUUUUUUGCGCCCCAGUUUACACUCAUGAGGGUAUGGAGUGUAUAUUUUUUCUAUGUGCCCCAGUUUAAACUCGUGAGGGUAUGGAGUAUAUUUUUUCUUAUGUGCCCCAGUUUAGACUCGUGAGGGUAUGGAGUAUAUUUUUUCUUAUGUGCCCCAGUUUAGACUCGUGAGGGUAUGGAGUGUAUUUUUUUAUGUGUGCCCCAGUUUAGUCUCCUGAGGGUAUGGAGUGAUUUUUUUUUCUAUCAUAGUUUAGACUUGUAAGUUUAUUGGAGUGUUUUUUUGGUGCCCCAGUUUAGACUCUCGUGAGGGUAUGGAGUAAUAUAUUUUUUCUAUCACAGUUUAGGCUCGUAAGUUUAUUGGAGUGUAUUUUUUGGGUGCCCCAGUUUAGACUCGUGAGGGUAUGGAGUGUAUAUAUAUUUUUCGGGUGCCCCAGUUUAGACUCUUGAGGCUAUGGAGUACGUCUGAUGAAUUUUCCUUUUUUUGGCAUCACAGUUUAUACUCGUAAGUCAUUGGAGUUUUUUUGUGUGUCACAAUUUUCUUUAAAUAAGUGCACAUAAUGUUGCAACAUUUGUAUUGCGAGCAUUAAUGCAAAAUAUAAGUCAUUUCUAUUCAGAUUCACUUGUCUUCUAUGAGAACAAAAUGAUGAUGAUACAAGAAUAUUUGCUUCCCUGCAUCGUCCUAUUAAAAA
Messenger RNA from Aegilops tauschii subsp. strangulata, 5135 nucleotides. RefSeq lists its product as uncharacterized. NCBI's taxonomy places the organism in Eukaryota, Viridiplantae, Streptophyta, Magnoliopsida, Poales, Poaceae. The record is from RefSeq and is a predicted model, not a curated record.